AUGGCAUUUGACGACACUGAAAUGGAAGGUUUUCAAGACAACAGUACAAUACCUGAUAAUUAUAUUUACGAUGAUAUCGACAAUAUUAAAUCUGGUUUGUGUGAAAAGGAACAUGUUGCCAGAAUCGGAUCCAUUGCAGUCCCAAUAUUCUACAGCAUUGUGGUCAUCUUCAGCGUGGUCGGAAAUGUUCUGGUUCUUGCUAUCAUUUCACUCUACGAGACACUCAAAUCACUGACCAACAUCUUCAUCCUGAACUUGGCUCUGUCGGACCUGUUGUUCACUCUUGGACUCCCGUUUUGGGCUUGUUAUUACAUCUGGGGCUGGACGCUGGGACACGUGGCCUGUAAAGCCGUCAGCUUUAUCUUCUCGGCUGGAUUUUACAGCAGCAUCUUGUUUCUUGUGCUGAUGACCGUUCAGCGCUACAUGGCGGUGGUGCACCCACUAUCAGACUGGGAGAGAGGACAGCACAUUAACUUGAUCCUCAUCGCUACCUGGGUGGUGAGCAUCUCAGCAGCUUUACCAGCUUUAAUCCAAAGCUCUGUCAUGUCUGAUCAAGGAAAACUUUACUGUGAGCUCGAGAGCACUGAAGCUUAUCUAGCCGUUACAUAUAAACAGAACGUUUUUUUCAUCUGUGCCUUCAUGGUCAUGAGUUUCUGCUACAUAAGAAUUCUGCAGAUUGUUUUUAAAUCUCGGACUAACAAAAGACACCGGACUAUAAGACUCAUUUUUUGUCUUGUUGCCGUCUUCUUUGUCGGCUGGGCUCCUUACAACCUGGUGAUUUUUCUCAAGACGUUCACUUAUCAUCAGAUCCCAUUUUUUACAGAUUGUGAUGUCACACAUCAUCUUGACUACGCAUUGUACGUCUGCCAGCUGUUAGCCUUUUCCCACUGCUGCCUCAAUCCGGUGUUUUACGUGUUUGUCGGAGUGAAAUUUCGCAAUCAUUUAAAGGUGAUUCUGCAGAAAAUUUUUCAAAGGCCAAGCAACACGGGUCCGUCUCCAUCACGAACUGCUGUCUUUCAGUCACUUGGAUCCAUGUACUAA
Messenger RNA from Trichomycterus rosablanca, 1041 nucleotides. RefSeq names its product chemokine XC receptor 1-like. Gene Ontology annotation, cellular component: external side of plasma membrane; membrane. The record is from RefSeq and is a predicted model, not a curated record. Gene Ontology annotation, molecular function: C-C chemokine receptor activity; C-C chemokine binding. The coding region runs from base 1 to 1041 and encodes 346 amino acids. The transcript is spliced from 2 exons. Gene Ontology annotation, biological process: immune response; calcium-mediated signaling; G protein-coupled receptor signaling pathway. Lineage: Eukaryota; Metazoa; Chordata; Actinopteri; Siluriformes; Trichomycteridae.